Scleropages formosus (Asian bonytongue) is the source of this 1453-nucleotide messenger RNA. It is a transcript of the gene ruvbl2, whose product is annotated as RuvB-like AAA ATPase 2. Lineage: Eukaryota; Metazoa; Chordata; Actinopteri; Osteoglossiformes; Osteoglossidae. Gene Ontology annotation, molecular function: ATP binding; ATP hydrolysis activity; ATP-dependent activity, acting on DNA. The coding region runs from base 57 to 1448 and encodes 463 amino acids. The transcript has 15 exons. The record is from RefSeq and is a predicted model, not a curated record.
AGUCGGAGGGGUUUGUACAGCGCACACAGGGGAACGGCCGCUUCGUUUUGAAAAACAUGGCGGCUCAGAUGACGGCGACUAAAGUUCCGGAGGUGCGGGACAUCACCAGGAUCGAGAGGAUUGGAGCCCAUUCUCAUAUCAGGGGCCUUGGAUUGGAUGAUGCCUUAGAACCGCGGCAGGUUUGCCAGGGCAUGGUGGGCCAGUUGGCCGCUCGCCGGGCUGCUGGUAUAAUCCUGGAAAUGAUCAAGGAUGGCCACAUUGCAGGUCGGGCCGUACUGAUCGCAGGACAGCCUGGAACAGGAAAAACAGCCAUCGCUAUGGGCAUUGCUCAGUCGCUUGGCCAGGACACGCCUUUUACUGCAAUUGCUGGAAGUGAGAUCUUUUCUCUCGAGAUGAGCAAGACGGAAGCCCUCAGCCAGGCUUUUCGCAAGGCCAUUGGAGUGAGGAUCAAGGAAGAGACUGAAAUAAUUGAGGGAGAAGUUGUGGAGAUUCAGAUUGACAGGCCUGCAACAGGAACGGGUACCAAGGUGGGCAAACUGACCCUGAAAACUACAGAAAUGGAGACUAUUUAUGAUCUGGGCAGCAAAAUGAUUGAGAGUCUCAGUAAAGAGCGUGUGCAGGCAGGGGAUGUGAUCACGAUUGAUAAGGCCACAGGCAAGAUCAACAAACUUGGUCGUUCCUUCACCAGAGCCAGAGAUUACGACGCUAUGGGAGCGCAGACGCAGUUUGUCCAGUGUCCCGAGGGGGAGCUGCAGAAGCGUAAGGAGGUCGUCCACACAGUCUCCCUUCAUGAGAUAGACGUUAUCAACAGCCGCACGCAAGGCUUCCUUGCCCUCUUUUCUGGUGACACUGGGGAGAUCAAGUCAGAGGUCCGCGAGCAGAUCAAUGCCAAGGUUUCGGAGUGGAGAGAGGAGGGAAAGGCUGAGAUUAUUCCAGGGGUGCUCUUCAUUGACGAGGUGCACAUGCUGGACAUGGAGUGCUUCUCCUUCCUGAACCGUGCCUUGGAGAGCGACCUGUCGCCUGUUUUAAUUAUGGCCACCAACAGAGGCAUCACCAGGAUCCGUGGGACCAACUACCAGAGUCCACACGGCAUCCCCAUCGACCUGCUCGAUCGCCUGAUCAUCAUUGCCACAUCCCCUUACAGUGAAAAGGAGACCCGCCAAAUCCUCAAAAUCCGGUAUGAAGAAGAAGAUGUUGAACUCAGCGAGGAGGCACUCACGGUUCUGACCCGCAUCGGGCUGGAGACCUCCCUCCGCUAUGCCAUCCAGCUGAUCAGCACUGCAGGCGUGGUUUGCCGCAAGCGAGGGGGCACCGAGGUACAGGUGGAGGACAUUAAGCGGGUGUACUCGCUCUUCCUGGACGAGUCUCGGUCCUCGCAGUACAUGAAAGAGUACCAGGACUCCUUCCUCUUUAAUGAGACACAGGCAGCUCAGAUGGACACCUCCUAACGUGA